This is a messenger RNA of Eremomyces bilateralis CBS 781.70, 3514 nucleotides long. RefSeq names its product DNA mismatch repair protein Msh1. The coding region runs from base 47 to 3064 and encodes 1005 amino acids. Gene Ontology annotation, molecular function: ATP-dependent DNA damage sensor activity; mismatched DNA binding; ATP binding. The transcript is spliced from 4 exons. The record is from RefSeq and is a predicted model, not a curated record. Lineage: Eukaryota; Fungi; Ascomycota; Dothideomycetes; Eremomycetales; Eremomycetaceae. Gene Ontology annotation, biological process: mismatch repair. Gene Ontology annotation, cellular component: nucleus.
GGAAAUUCAUGAAGGGGAAAGAUGGAUUCAUAUUGAUAUCAGAAAGAUGCGCGCUAUUCUGAUGCGGACAGGAUGGGCGCACAGAAAAGCCGUCCUGUCCGGGAGAAGCCUUUGCGCCGCAGUCGGGCUGCAUAGAGCCUGUAUCAAACCAUCGCUUGCUCCAAAACCGCACUCUCGCAGUAAAAGAACGUCUACGCGUGUAAAGAUCAGCGAGCUACCUCAGGGCCCUUUGCCAGCUUUGGCUCAAGAUGCCCAACCAGAAGAUGAGCCGGCAUAUCCUACGGUGGUGCAGCAAGCGCGAAACAAUAUGCGGAAGUUCAACCACUGUGUGGUGUUGACUCGAGUCGGGAGCUUCUAUGAGCUUUACUUCGAACAAGCUGAAGAAUUCGGCCCCUUGCUGAAUCUCAAGCUCGCCCAAAAGAAGACGAGUGCCGGACCGGUAUACAUGUCCGGUUUUCCGUUCUUCCAACUUGACCGCUAUCUCAAGAUCCUAGUGCAGGACCUGAACAAAUACGUAGCCAUCAGCGAGGAGUUCGCCAAUGAUCCCGCCGAGAAAGCUAAAUCAGGAGGUUUGUUGUUCGAUAGGAAGGUCACCCGGAUCAUCACUCCUGGCACGCUUAUUGAUGAGAAAUUCAUGGAUCCGUGGGAGAACAACUUCCUUAUGUGCAUCCAGCCUCAUGGAUCCCUUGAGACUCCUUCGACCGGACUGGCGGACGUUGGGAUUGCUUGGCUUGAUUUGUCUAGUGGAGAUUUCUUUACUCAAAAGGCAACGUUCGACACUUUAUCUUCCAUCGUUGCUCGAAUUGGACCGCGCGAGAUUUUACUCGACAGCUCGUUACGCGAUGCCCAGCAUCCUCAGCUCGCUGUUUCGCUAAAUGAAGGUCAGCAUGUCGUGAGCUACCACGACACGCCAAAGGAGACGCCUCCGCUGAGCAGGUGGCCUUCCAUGGUAGAUGAGCCUACCAAGGAUUGGAACGCGGCCAAGUUCUCCGAUGCAGAGCUGUCAGCGGGAUAUUUCCUCGUGUCGUACGUUGAGCAACAGCUAUUCGGGGCUGCACCGAAGCUUCAACCACCAAUGCAAAGGCAGGCGAAAGAAGCGAUGUUGAUUGACAAGAAUACACUACGAGCGUUGGAGAUCCAGAAAACGCUAAAAGAUGGGGCGUAUGAAGGGAGUCUACUGCAGUCGGUUAGGAGAACUGUUACCAAGAGUGGAGCUAGGUUACUUCGCCAGAGACUAAGUAUGCUCCAUCCUGAUUUCAUACCUAUGAUAGUGACUGACUUGGUAGUGUCACCCUCCAUGUCUCUGGAGGAGAUCAACAACCGUCUAGACAUGGUUGGAGAAAUGUACGAGAACGAAGGCCUUUGUGAGCAUCUCAUCUUACUCCUGCGGCGUACAUUCGACUCCUUCCGUCUUGUCCAGAAGUUUGCUUUCGGGAAAGGAGACGCCGACGAUCUCCUUGGCCUAUCGGAGACCAUUCAAGUCACAAAGCAAAUCGCAGAUCUUCUACAAGAACAUAUCACCCGCCGAGACGAAGGGGAACCAAACUCGAGACAUUCAGUGGUGUCCGGCUCAAUCAAGUACCAUAUUCAAGAUCUUGUCCGCCACAUCCAGCUCGACGGACCACUCCAAAUUUCGAACCGGAUCACAAAAUCCAUCGACGAGGACAUGCUCUCGCAACAACAUUUGAUCGAAGAUAGCGAAGCAGCGGACAUGCUUGGACUCGCCGAAGAAGUUUUGACCCAAUCAGGCGAAACCGGCAAACUGAAAGGCACGCCACAAACCCUCAAGCGCAAGGAAGUGGAAGUCGCUCGAGCAAAUAGGGACCAGCAGACCGCAGUAUCGGGCAACGAAGAAGUCUGGAUCAUGCGUCGCACCGCCAGCCCAACACUCAACCGCCUACACUCCGAGCUCGAUACACUCCAUCUUAAGAAAACGGACCUCGAAACCGAGCUUCGGGAGCGCGCUAGCAGCUCGACAUUAACCCUAAAAUGGACACCCGGCCUCGGCCACAUCUGCCACGUAAAAGGCAAAGAUGCCCGCACCGCGUCCUCCACCCUCUCCGGCGCCCGCAGCGUCUCCUCCAGCAAAUCUACGCACUCCUUCCACCUCCCCGAAUGGACCGCGCUCGGAACUCGCCUCGACGAGGCCACCGCGCGGAUCCGCUCCGAGGAAUCGCGGAUCUUCGCCCAGCUGCGCACGCAAGUGGUCAAGAACCUCGUGAAGCUGCGGCGGAACGCGGGGGUGCUGGACGAGGUGGACGUGGCGUGCGGGUUCGCGACGUUGGCGCGGGAGCGGAGCCUGACGCGGCCGGUGGUAAAUCGGGGGACGGCGCAUCACAUUCUGGGGGGAAGGCAUCCGACGGUAGAGGUGGGAUUGAUGGAGCAGGGGAGGAGGUUCACGGCGAAUGAUUGUGUGGUGGGGGAUAAGGAGGAGGUGUUGUUGAUUACGGGGCCAAAUAUGGCGGGUAAGAGCACGUAUUUGCGGCAGAAUGCGUUGAUUUCGAUUCUGGCGCAGACGGGGUCGUUCGUGUCGGCGGAUUAUGCGGAGAUUGGCCUGGUGGACAAGAUAUUCAGCAGGGUCGGAUCCGCGGAUAACCUCUACCAGGACCAAUCGACCUUCAUGGUUGAAAUGCUCGAAACUGCCGAAAUUCUCAAGCAAGCAACAUCUCGAUCCUUCGUCAUCAUGGAUGAGGUGGGACGAGGCACGACACCGGAAGACGGCAUCGCUGUAGCGUUUGCGUGCCUUCAUCAUUUACACUACACCAACAAUUGUCGGGCAUUGUUUGCGACGCAUUUCCAUUCUCUCGCGGAGAUGUCGCGGCAUUUUGAAAGACUUGGUUGCUAUUGCACCGACAUCGCAGAGGACGAAGAGGGAGGGUUUACAUUCAUACAUAAGGUACGGAGGGGAGUAAACACGAGCUCGCAUGCACUGAAGGUGGCAAGAUUGGCAGGGCUUCCGGACAAGGCUAUUCAAGUCGCGGAGCAUGUGCUUGAGAAUAUCAAGGCGAGGUCAUCGCCAGAGGUGAUAGACAAUCGGCGGAGUGCACAAAAUUCACCGUCCUGAGCAACUGGAACACCCAUAGUUCGGGAUCAAAGCAUUUGCAUUUAUAAGAUACCCUUGUGUAUUUAGGACAUGGUGGGCUAGGGAGCUUUGGCGAAACUUUGGAGAAUUGGCACGGCACGGAAAUGCCUUUGCUGGCGUUGAACCUGGACAUGAUGUCAGCAAAGGUCGUUUUUCCAAGUGUCGCAGAAAAUGUAGAUAAAAGGUUCGGUGUCAUGAAAAAAUUAGAGUUGUGUUGCAUAUUUUGGUCCUCACGGAAAGUAGGAGUUAAAAAUUGUAUAAUCAUUCGAAAUCACGAUGCAAAAGAGAAAAAAGGGACGUACCUUGAAAACAUUACGAUCAAUAGACCAGAAUGCUGCAUAUCACGACACAGACCAAACCACGAUCAGCUACCCUUCAGUAACAGGAUAUUAUUGUCGGCUUGGACCAUGCCGUGUUACUCCCUACGGAUCC